Strongylocentrotus purpuratus (purple sea urchin) is the source of this 1666-nucleotide messenger RNA. RefSeq lists its product as uncharacterized. NCBI's taxonomy places the organism in Eukaryota, Metazoa, Echinodermata, Echinoidea, Camarodonta, Strongylocentrotidae. The transcript has 5 exons. The coding region runs from base 152 to 820 and encodes 222 amino acids. The record is from RefSeq and is a predicted model, not a curated record.
UUGGACAAACGGCGCAUUUUCACCUUUGUACGGUGUAUAGGCCCGUGUAUAGGUCGCUACACUCGCUAUGAUCGACGAUAAGAUCAAAAAUCGUAAAUAAAAAUCAUCGGAUUUGGGGAAAUGAGGUGAUAUCAUCAUUCCCACAGUUGCCAUGACUAACUUGAAGAUGGAACACUGGUCGUCGAAACAAGUUUGUUUCCGGGGCUAUAAAAUUCUUCUCCUUCUUACUGUGGUAGCGACUGUGUCUCCCUCAAACCCUUCUCCAUGCAUAUCACAAACAAUUGAUACGACUUGUACUUGCCUGAGCCCUCCACCACCUCCACCACCACCUCCACCAAUAUUUCCAUGCUAUAAAGACCCUUUGGAUGAACAACGUCUUCUUGUUAUAGCUGGAUGCGUGGUGGCGAUGUUGUUAAUUGUACUGGUAUUUGUUGGUGGUUUCAUCUACUCUAAGAAGUGCGCUGUAGACGGAUCAGCAGCUCCAGAUAUACAGACCUCUGGAAAUCUACCAGAUGAUGAAACACCUCACACCACCAAGCCAACAUUAACAAGCGGUGAUGAGUAUAUGGAACUGAACUUUGACCAAUCAGACUUCAGAAAUGCGGUCUCCGAUGUUCCCGAAGUGCACCAUACACACAUGGCCAUGAAGUGCAAAUCCCCAGCUAGUACUAGCCGACCCAUCACCUCAGACUCAGUUGACGAUCAUGGUGAUGCUGUACAUAAAGUUAGACCCACUCUCGUCCGCAAGCAAGUGCAGGCCCAUUCUAAUCUGAAGGAGGAGCCUACUUAUGUUAACACCGAAGGUGCGUCAACUUAUUGAGAAAUUAGUUCAGAUAUUUCAAGCAUUGUUGAGGAUCAUGCGGAUGGCCGUGAUGAUGUGUUGACAACAUACCUCUAAAGAAAGGAAAUUGACGUGUUCAUUGGUGAAGUCAAUGUUACUUACCAAAUUGUUAUUAUUUUCAAUAUGUUUCUCUACUUAUUUCUGUAACGAACACAAUAUAAGCAUUGUAUCUUAAUAUAGUAAUGAUGCAAAUAUAGAUUCUGCAAACACCGUUUAGGAUAACACUGAUGGCCGUGUUGAUGUGUUGACAACGUAACUGUUAAGAAAGGAAUUUGAAGUGUUCAUUGGUUGCUACCUCAUUAUUCACGAUUUGAAAAAAAAAUUGGUCGUAUACAUUUUGAUAUUACAUUUACACUUGUCUUCUUUGCAAAAAAAUGACUUUAAUUAUAUCAUUGAUGCAAAUGAAAAAAUAAAUAUGGAUAGAAAAACAUUUGAACUUUUGUUUGUGUAAAUUACACUGUUAUGACUGUAUCACACCCUAUCUCUGUACGUAGUAAAAAGAAAACUCUACAUUUCAAACAUAGUCAUCAUGAAAAUGAUAGAAAUGUGACGCAUAUAUAUAUCAUAAUUGUUUGAACUCUUUGUUUGUGUUAAUUUUAUUAUCAUAUUUCACAUUAUUUCUUUGCACUUAAUGAGAGAAAAAAAAUCAAUCAUAGUUAUGAUGAAAAUAGUAUGAACGUAAAGUGUACAUGCAUUUGAAAUAUAUGUUUGAUUUAUGUAGUUUUUGUUGUAAGUCUACAUUUUGAUAUCAUGUUUCACAUCCAUCUCCGAAUCUAAUAAUAUGUAAUAUUGUAAUUUACUCAUAAAAAUACUCAUGAAAAUGAU